Lacerta agilis (Sand lizard) is the source of this 2947-nucleotide messenger RNA. It is a transcript of the gene MCM8, whose product is annotated as minichromosome maintenance 8 homologous recombination repair factor. Gene Ontology annotation, molecular function: single-stranded DNA binding; ATP binding; ATP hydrolysis activity. Gene Ontology annotation, cellular component: nucleus; MCM complex. The record is from RefSeq and is a predicted model, not a curated record. Gene Ontology annotation, biological process: double-strand break repair via homologous recombination. Lineage: Eukaryota; Metazoa; Chordata; Lepidosauria; Squamata; Lacertidae.
UCAAUCGCGCGCCAAAAUUCGAAAAGCGGAAGCUGCCUGAGGAAGAACGAGUGGACGGGCCGGAAAGGGGUUUGGUCCCUUAAGAGUGCUGAGAUGAGCAGUGAACCCAGAGGAAAAGGUUCUGGGCGAGGAGGAGGUGGUUUUCAGAGAUGGCGAGGAAGAGGAGCAUGGCAAGGGAGAGGGAAAGGACGUGGACAGAGAGGAGAAGGGAAAAGUGCUGCCGGGAAGUCAGAGUCUGCUCUGCCUCAGUUCAUUCAGAUGACUCUGGAUCAGAUUCCUAAUUAUAGAGGCUGGAAACUAUAUUUCUCUGAAGCAUAUGGAAACUCCCCUUUUGUUCAGAAGAUUGAAGCAUUUGAGAAGUUUUUUGUGUCUCGAAUAGAGCUUUAUGAUAAGGAUGAAAUAGAAAGAAAAGGAAGUAUUCUUGUGGAUUAUAAAGAGCUGGCACAUGAUAAAGAAUUAAUGGAAUCAAUGCCUGAUAUUGCUUCUGAAUUAAGAGAUAUGCCACAAAAGAUAUUGGACUGCAUGGGCCUAGCCAUACAUCAGGUGCUAAGCAAAGAUCUUGAAAAACAUGCAGCACAACUUCAGGAACAAGAAGGGCUGUCCAUUGAUGAAGAACCCAUAAUUAAUGUACCGUAUAUUCAUGCAAGGGUGUACAACUAUGACCCACUUACUCAGCUUAGGAAUAUUCGAGCUAAUUGCUAUGGGAAAUUUGUUGCUUUGCGUGGGACUGUGGUGCGUGUCAGUAACAUUAGGCCUAUCUGCACCAAGAUGGCAUUUAUAUGCAGUGCCUGUGGAAAUACUCAGAGUUUCCCUUUACCUGAUGGCAAAUAUACUCUUCCUUCAAAGUGUCCUUUGCCCGAAUGUCAUGGACGAUCAUUCACUGCUGACAGAAGUUCUCCUUAUACAGUUACUGUGGACUGGCAGUCUAUUAAGAUUCAAGAACUCAUGUCCGAUGAUCAGCGAGAAGCGGGAAGAAUUCCUCGAACAAUAGAAUGUGAACUGGCACAGGAUCUUGUAGACAGCUGCGUUCCGGGAGAUGUGAUUACCGUCACAGGCAUUGUCAAAGUGUCAAACACCGAGGAAGGAGCAUCUAGAAAUAAAAAUGAUAAAUGUGUCUUCCUGUUAUACAUCGAAGCAAACUCUAUCAGCAACACAAAAGGACAGAAAUUCAAGGACUAUGAACAUGGAAUAAACCACCAAGCCUGCAUGGAGUUUUCACUUAAAGAUCUUUAUGCUGUCCGGGAAAUACAAGCAGAAGAGAACCUGUUUAAGCUCAUUGUCAAUUCUCUUUGUCCUACUAUCUACGGUCAUGAGAUUGUGAAAGCUGGCUUAGUGUUGGCAUUGUUUGGAGGCUGUCAAAUUAUGGAUGAUAAAAAUCGAAUUCCUAUUCGAGGAGACCCUCAUCCGGUGGUUGGAGAUCCAGGACUGGGGAAGAGUCAGAGUUGCAAGUAUAUAUUCUUUCAAGCUGUAUGCAAUAUUGCACCUCGUGGUGUGUAUGUGUGUGGCAAUGCGACGACUGCAGCUGGUCUGACUGUAACUCUGUCCAGAGACAGUUCUUCUGGAGAUUCUUUGGAAGCUGGUGCCCUUGUGCUUGGAGAUCAAGGUAUUUGUGGAAUAGAUGAGUUUGAUAAGAUGGGUAACCAGCACCAAGCCUUGCUAGAAGCUAUGGAACAGCAAAGCAUCAGCCUCGCCAAGGCUGGUAUUGUUUGCAGUUUGCCAGCGAGGACGUCAAUAAUAGCGGCUGCAAAUCCAGUCGGGGGGCACUACAACAAGGCCAAAACGGUAUCUGAGAAUUUAAAAAUGGGGAGCGCUUUAUUGUCGCGAUUUGACCUGGUGUUCAUACUGCUGGAUAUACCGAAUGAAGAUCAUGACUACCUGCUUUCCGAACACGUGAUGGCAAUGCGAGCAGGAAAACAAACUGCAUGCCGCAGUGCAGUAGUGGUUCGUGCGAGCUCUCAGAAUUCAAACAUAUCGGUCCUUGAAGCCGUUUCAGACAAGCCGUUGUCAGAAAGAUUGAAGGUCAUUCCGGGAGAAAGUUUUGACCCAAUUCCGCACCAGCUGUUGAGGAAGUAUGUUGGCUAUGCCCGUCAGUAUGUGCACCCCACGCUGUCUCCAGAGGCCGCUCAAGUCCUCCAGGAAUUCUACCUUCAGCUCCGACAACAAAGCCAAAGAGCAGACACCACACCUAUCACCACACGACAGUUGGAGUCGCUGAUACGCCUUACCGAGGCACGGUCAAGGUUAGAAUUAAAAGAAAAGGCCACCAAAGAAGAUGCUGAAGAUGUCAUAGAAAUAAUGAAAUACAGCAUGUUAGGAACUUACUCCGAUGAGUUUGGGAAGUUGGAUUUUGAUCGUUCGCAACACGGUUCCGGAAUGAGCAACAGGUCGCAAGCAAAGAGGUUUGUUUCUGCCCUUCAUCGUAUUGCAGAAAGAACCUACAACAGCCUUUUUGAGGUUCAACAGCUGCGGCAGAUUGCAAAGGAGGUAAACGUAAAAGUAGCUGACUUUGAAAACUUCAUUGGCUCUUUAAAUGAUCAGGGUUAUUUCUAAAAAGGUCCAAGGCUGUAUCAGCUUCAAACUAUGUGAAGGAAUUCAGCAACCAAAGUAACAGAUUUUUUGGAAGAGGAUCAGUAGAACAGAACACGAUACUCUUGUUAAGGCUACCAAGGCUUAAAUUCAAGAUGUUUCUAAAAAUCAGUAUUUUCUGUUACACCAGGUGGCCGAAUUACACAUAAUAUGUGCAGAAACCUACUCAAACAGAUUAUAGUAGUAAUAAUGGAGAAAAUGACUUCAGCUGCCAUUUCAAAGUCAUGUAAAUAAGUAAAACUUAAACAAUAAGUGAAACUUAUGCAUUGUUUUAAGAUGCCAUCUUCAAAAGGCACUGCAAGAGAGAAUGUUAAUCCAACAUGUUUAAUUGCAACUGCAAUGAUUAAAAAUGCUUAGCAGA